AUGUCAAAUUUUCAACGGACGCACAGUAAAGUGUGGUGGAAUGAUUCACCGCCGACUGUAGGAAGCCCGGUAGCCAAGGUCGAAUGUACUCCGAACCGUAACGAUUGGGAGCCUCAACUGCCUCAUUGGAUCGCAAACCCACCUGAACAGAAGGACAAUAGCACCGAUGUCAUUGUACAACCUAUUCAAAUAAACCAAUGGCCUCUGCGUCAUGGUAGUCCGGGCAGUCAUAAGAGUCAAGAUUCUGGAUUCUCGGAUUCUGACAGCUCGCCUCCACCGUCUCAAUACUAUCAGCCACCAGAGCCCAGCGACAGCAAUAAAUCAUCGAGUAGUAGCGAUUCAAACAACAAUGAAAAUAUAACUGUGAAACAAGCGAGCAAUUUCCAAAAUUCGCAGCAAAGCCAAGAUGUUUGCGAUGCACCCGAUAGCUUUCCUGUUGACAUGCCUACUGCAAAGCCGCGCCUCAGAAGCAGCAGUGUUAUAGAAACUCCAUACGACUUGCAGAAGUAUUGUGAAGUACAUCAAGACGAGGAACACUUGGAACUAUUAAAAGAUAAAGACGUUGAAGAUGUUAAUCUUAAUAAAACUGAACCAAAGUAUCCAGCACCGAAAAACAUUUACAAAGCAAAAUCGAAUAAAGAAAACACAAAAAAUGUUUUAAAUAAUAAAGUUAAUGGUAAACUUGCAAUAAAGAAAAUUGAAAAUAAUAAAGAAGUUAAGGAUUUAACGCCUACUAAAGCAAGUAAGAAGGAAAAUAUAAUUCCCAAGAAAAGUGCAAUAGAAAAAAAUACCAAAGACAUACCUGUAAAAAACAUUAAUGUUAUAAGUCCUUCCAAAAAGUAUCCGGUUAAAAAGACAUUUAUAUCGAGUACAGAUAGUGAUAAUACUAAAGUUAUCAAAUUAGCUACAGUGAAGGACCUAGAAACAAGCAAAAAUAAAUUAGAAGAGAGUUUAGAGUAUUUGAAAUUAGAAGACAACAAUCAAAUAGCAGUGAAUAAUCAACCUAGAAAUCGAACACCAAUAGCGAAUGUUUCUUACAUACGAUCAGAAAGAACAACUACACCAAAAGCAGAAUUUAUCAAACGUAGUAUAUCUAACGAGUAUAACCUUCCAAUAUCAGUAACACCCAAAUUCCAAAGAAAUAGGCUAAAUAAAUCACUAAACUUUGACGCUCAGAAAUUAGACCAGCAAAUACUUGAUAUUCAAGAAGGAUAUCAUUCAUUAGGAUACAUCGACGAAGACGAUAUUACAAAUGAAGCAAUGCCUUAUGAACAGGAACAAAUCCACACACCUGCUAAAGCCAUACUAGGUAAAAACAUUAUGGACAGUCUUAACCUAAAACCCAACAAAAAGGCAGGAUUAAAAGCCAAACAACGUAUGGCGAAUAAAGGAGAAAAGACCAAGAAUUUAUUCAGAAUAUUUCCGAGGAAAGAAAAACCAACAAUAGUUGACACUCAUGCAGGAGGGCAUCUAAACGGUAGUCGUGUUCCUUCCUUAGGUCUUCCAAGAUCGAAAGACCAAGAUACUUGGGUAGAAGUAGGAUAUCCUGAGAGGGAAAUGCUGAUACCACACUAUAAUGAAAGGCUAAUUGCUACUGAAAGUGAGUUAAAUCCCAAACCCAAGGACAAACAUGAAGAAGAUUAUCUCAAAAGACUUACUCCUCCUCCUCAGUUUCAAGAUAAACAAAAGACACCUUACGAAACUGAUUCUGGAAUAAACAAGAAUUUGACGCAUGACUCGAAGAGAGAGAAGUUAAAAGGUGAAAUGGAUUUUGUUGAUGUCCAGUUAAACUUGGCCUGUACUUCAACGCCUAAGAUGUUGACUCCUUACGAAUUCAUGGAUGUCUCAAAAAGUGAUAGAAAGAUCACACGAAGGAUCAAUUUAUUCGAAAACUUUAAUGGCGGGUUAGUAUUAAAUAACCAGAACGAAAUUCUGUACAGAGAACGUUCCAUAGACCAGACAUGCUUAGAACGUCUUUGCGUGAGAAAGCCAGAGCCUGUUCAAUACUGGCUCUGUGAUUUAGUAGGAUCCUGUGAAAACGAGUGCAUGACAACCCUCCAGAGUAAACCUUUAGGUGCUGAGAUGAAAGCUCUCGUGUCUGCAAGCUCCGCUACGAUAACAGGGAAUAUAAAGAAGGUGCAAACACAUGGACAAAUAAUAGUACACCAGUACAGUGAUGUAUUGAGGCAAAUAGAAGCCGACAAGUCAACCGAGGAACAAAUAUGCCUGUUAGUGGCCAAUAUAAAUGAGUUUGUGCUCGCUCACAGCAUAACUCUCAACACAAAGCCUCCUGGAGAAUCUCCCGAACGUUGGGACAAAAUUAAGAAGUCACUGCAGCUGUAUUUGCAGAAGUUGAUAGAUAUUGGAGAAGAUGUUAAAGUAGAGUUGAAUGAGAAUCAUCCAGAGUGGAGUUUAGUACGGAAGCAUCUGAAGACGCUUAUUGAGAUAUUUUUGGAGACGACUAAGGCUGUGCUUGUGCAGCAAAUGAAGACUCUAGUAUCCAUUAUCGAGGAACCACCAUCAGACAUGAUCCUUAAAAGUACGUUGACCUCCAUCGGUCACUUGGCGAUGAUGAGCGAGUCGACAGAGGAUUCAUUGCACGAAGAAUGUACGAAAAUUAUGAAAUGUAUAACCGAGUUGCCUUUUGUUGACUGCGCUGUGCCCAGGGCUCUAUUGACAGCGAUUAUUGAAUCGAAUAAGAGUUCUAUAAAAGCGCUGUCACUACGUGCGCUUGCGACUGUCUGCGUGACGGGUGAUGCUGUGAAACAGUUUGAAGAGGGUGGAGGAAUAGAAAUCCUAUCAGAUAUUCUCUCAGAUCGUUCUAAUCCUGAGCCGCAGAUGCGUGAAGCAAUCACAGUACUCACUCAGAUUACAGCGCCCUGGCUCAGAGGACAUUACGACCUGACUCAGCUCCAUUUGUAUCUCAACACAAUCGUGGAGAACAUUACUGGUAUUCUAUCUAGGACUGAAUGCUGUCAGCUUCUGUUACUUUGCGUGGCGUGUCUCGUAAACUUGGUUCGAGAACUGGAGCUCGAAAGGAAGGAAGAAGAAAUGCAGUCGGAUAUAGUUGAAGUAUUCACAAAGCACCGCACUGUGGAACGAUUGUUAGACGCUGUGAAACGACGGGGUCCCAACAUUUCAGUAUUCUUACAAGAGCAGAGCGCGUCGCUGCUGGCGUCGCUGGCGCGCAUCUCGCGCUGCGUGCUGCUGCUGUCGCGCGCCGCGUCGCUGUGCGUGGCGCUGGUGUGCUUCGCGCGCGCCGCCCCGCCCCCCGCGCCCGCGCCCCGCGCCGCGCCCCGCGCCGCCGAGCUGCGGGCGCAGGCGCGUCUGCACUGCCACACCGCAGAGGCCAUCGCCAGGUUAGCCGUGAUGCCGGACGUAGCACAUCAGAUAGUUCAAUUGGAAGGAGUUCCCCACCUUACCAGACUCGUAAGGUUGCAGCGAACCCGUCCUAUCCACGACACAAACCCGGACCAAACCCUUAUACACUGUCUCAAAGCCCUCAGAACUAUAUACAAACACUGCCCUGAAGCUUUCGACGACAAGAAAGACGUUGACGAGAUGAUCCGACCGCAUCUCAUGGAAUCAUUGAUGCUCUUCUCAGCUAAACAAGAAAGUUAUGUGUAA
Molecule: messenger RNA, 3627 nt
Organism: Arctia plantaginis
Lineage: Eukaryota; Metazoa; Arthropoda; Insecta; Lepidoptera; Erebidae
Source: the annotation of a GenBank genome assembly